CGCUGGUUCAAAAGUUUUUGAAACUAUUGAUCGUGUUCCUCCGAUAGACAUUGCUUCUGAUACUGGUGAUAAGCUUGAAACUAUCGAAGGUCACAUUCAACUUAAGAAUAUAAAUUUCAUUUAUCCAACUCGCCCUGAAGUUAAAGUUUUAAAUGAUGUAUCAUUGGAUGUUGAACCUGGUUCUACAGUUGCGCUCGUUGGUUCUUCGGGUUCUGGUAAAAGUACAAUCGUAUCUCUCGUACUUCGUUUUUAUGAUCCCAUAUCAGGUGGUGUAUUUAUUGAUGGACAUGAUAUCAAAUCACUCAAUUUAACGUGGGUUAGAAGACAAAUAAGUCUUGUAAGUCAAGAACCUAUCCUUUUUAAAACUACUAUAGCCGAAAAUGUAUCUUAUGGAUUAAUCGGUUCUAUUUAUGAAAGUUUACCUGAUAACGAAAAACGUGAAAUGAUUGAGAAUGCUUGUAAGAUGGCUAAUGCACAUGAUUUUAUUAUGAACCUCCCUGAAAAAUAUGAAACUAUGGUUGGGGAACGUGGAAUUUUAUUAUCUGGAGGUCAAAAGCAACGUAUCGCAAUCGCUCGUGCUAUUAUUAAGGAUCCAAAGAUUUUAUUACUCGACGAAGCUACUAGCGCUCUUGAUACAGCAAGUGAGGGAAUAGUUCAAAAUGCAUUAGACAAAGCUUCAAUGGGUCGCACAACAAUAGUUAUUGCACAUCGUUUAACCACUAUUCGCAAUGCGAAUAAGAUUAUUGUGAUGAAUAAAGGUGUUAUUGUGGAAUCGGGUACACACAAAGAGCUUAUGGAUAAAAAAAGUUUUUAUUCUAAACUUGUUGAAACUCAACAGAUUCAACAGACUUCAAAGGUUGAAGUAAAUCUGAAUGAGAAUGAACCGGAUUUAUUUAUAAUUCCACCUAUAGAUGAUGUUACUAUUAAGGACACUAUCAAGGAUAAUGAAAAUCAGAUUAUUUCGGCCAAACAAAAGGCUGAUACUGAAAUGGGUGAAAAGCUUACAGAACGAAUUCGGUUCAUGUCUUUUGCAUCUAUUUUACGACAAGAUAUUUCUUUUUUUGAUGAAGAAAGUAAUGGUGUAGGUGUUUUGACUGGUCGAUUAUCAUUAGAUGUAACACAUGUUAAUGGUUUGGCGGGUUCUACAUUUGGAAAUCUAUUACAAGUAGUGGCUUCGCUUUGUGCAUCUUUCACAGUGGCAUUUAUAGUUGGUUGGAAGCUCACUUUGGUCUGCGCAUGUGCUGCACCUUUAUUAAUUGGAGCUGCUACAUUACGUAUAAAAAUGGUAAAUGGAUUCCAACAAAAAACUAAGAACGCCUAUGAAUAUUCCACUCAAAUAGCUAAUGAAGGAGCUAGUAAUAUUAGAACGGUCGCUGCUCUUAUUCGUGAAGAUGAUUUAUGGAAAAAAUAUCAUAAUUUAUUAGAUGGACCCAUGCGUCAAGGUUUUAAAAAUGCAUACUUAGCCUCCACUAUUUUUGCUUUUGGACAAAGCAUCUCCUUUUUAGUAAAUGCUUUAACAUUUUGGUAUGGUAGUAAAUUAUUUAUGGACGGUGAAUAUGAUCUUCAAAAAAUGUUUGUAGUUUAUUCGGCCAUUAUAAUUGGAUCACAGUCUAUUGGCCGUGCCUUUGCUUAUGCACCAGAUAUAGGGAAAGCAAGAUCUGCAUCUGCUACCAUAGUAUCAUUAUUAGAACGUGUUCCUGUGAUUGAUACAUGGAAUCAAGGUGGUGAAAAGGUUAAUACUAUCGAUGGUCACCUUAAAUUCACAGAUGUUUAUUUUCAUUAUCCGACUCGACCUAAUGUUCCAGUUCUCCAAGGUUUAAAUUUAGAAAUUAAGCCUGGUCAAUAUGCAGCAUUAGUUGGGACAUCAGGAUGUGGUAAAAGUACCACAAUAAGUCUUACCGAAAGAUUUUAUCAGUUGACGAGUGGCACAAUUACAAUUGAUGGAAUAGAUAUUACUAAAAUGAAUGUGAACAAUCUUCGAGAGCAUAUUGCACUUGUAAGUCAAGAACCAUCAUUAUAUGAUAUGACUAUAAAAGAAAAUCUUACUUUUGGAAGUCGACCCGGGCAAAAUAUUACACAAGAUGAUAUAGAAAAUGCAUGUCGAGAAGCAAAUAUUCAUGAAUUUAUUGUUGAAUUACCUGAUGGAUAUGAUACUCGAGUUGGUGGAAAAGGAACACAACUUUCAGGUGGACAAAAGCAACGAAUUGCCAUCGCCAGAGCACUUAUUCGAAAUCCAAAAAUUUUAUUACUUGAUGAAGCAACAUCGGCCUUAGAUUCGGAAUCAGAAAAGGUUGUACAAAAAGCACUUGAUGCUGCAGCUCACGGAAGGACAACCUUAGCAAUUGCGCAUAGAUUAUCAACAAUUCAACAUGCAGAUGUUAUAUAUGUUAUAAAAGAUGGUAAAGUUCAUGAACAAGGCACACAUCAAGAACUAUUAAAACUUAAAGGAACUUAUUAUACGAUG
Molecule: messenger RNA, 2464 nt
Organism: Racocetra fulgida
Lineage: Eukaryota; Fungi; Glomeromycota; Glomeromycetes; Diversisporales; Gigasporaceae
Source: the annotation of a GenBank genome assembly